GCAGGACCACCGUACACCCAACUUUCGCCCACAGUACCGACACUGCGUCUCCUUAUGCUGAUGCCGGGUUGCUUUAACGAUGAUAUCACUGGCUUUCUUAUCGAGGUCCCAAUUGCCUCCAAGCCCAAAUACGUUGCAUUGUCUUACGAAUGGGGAAAUCCAAGGGACACUGUGCCGAUCCAGCUAUUCGGACAGGAAUAUCUAGUAACGAAGAACCUUGCAGCAGCCCUGCGACAUAUCAGAAGCGAAUACGGAAUUAUGGCUUUCUGGGUCGAUGCCGUGUGUAUAAAUCAGGCAGAUGUCGCAGAGAAGAACGUCCAACUCGCUCAAAUGGGCUCAAUAUAUAAGGACGCCACAGAAGUCCUAGUUUGGCUGGGGAUGGAU
This is a messenger RNA of Hyaloscypha bicolor E, 384 nucleotides long. Its product is annotated as HET-domain-containing protein. The transcript has a single exon. The annotation marks the transcript as partial. The record is from RefSeq and is a predicted model, not a curated record. NCBI's taxonomy places the organism in Eukaryota, Fungi, Ascomycota, Leotiomycetes, Helotiales, Hyaloscyphaceae.